Messenger RNA from Phyllopteryx taeniolatus (common seadragon), 790 nucleotides. Its product is annotated as vesicle-associated membrane protein 2-like. Lineage: Eukaryota; Metazoa; Chordata; Actinopteri; Syngnathiformes; Syngnathidae. Gene Ontology annotation, cellular component: SNARE complex; plasma membrane. Gene Ontology annotation, biological process: vesicle fusion; vesicle-mediated transport; SNARE complex assembly. Gene Ontology annotation, molecular function: syntaxin binding; SNAP receptor activity. The transcript is spliced from 5 exons. The record is from RefSeq and is a predicted model, not a curated record. The coding region runs from base 59 to 409 and encodes 116 amino acids.
CCCCCCCCCCGCUCGCUGUCUGUCCCGGAUUGGAUUAUCUCAUCAUCGUGCAGCUGAGAUGUCUGCUCCGGACGCAGCAGGAACCCCGGGAGCACCCGACCCCGAGGGGGGGACUCCGGCCGCGGCCCCCAACCUGACCAGCAACAGGCGGCUGCAGCAGACGCAGGCGCAGGUGGACGAGGUGGUGGACAUCAUGCGCGUGAACGUAGACAAGGUCCUGGAGCGCGACCAGAAGUUGUCGGAGUUGGACGACCGCGCCGACGCCCUGCAGGCCGGCGCCUCGCAGUUUGAGAGCAGCGCCGCCAAGCUCAAGAACAAGUACUGGUGGAAGAACUGCAAGAUGAUGAUCAUCAUGGCCGUGGUGGGCGUCAUCUUGUUUGGCGUCAUCUUCCUUUAUUUCUUCUACUGACCUGAACCCGCGACGCUCCUCGGCUUCCCCCCUCAGUUCUCGUCCUGCUCUUCACCGACGUCUUCCUCGCCGAUGGGUCACAUUUGGCGAAUGAGGCGCGCUGACUGGAAAUCCCCCUCCCCCACGCCCCCCGCUGCAUGCAAAGCUGAAAACGUUUGACGACAUCGAAACGUGAAUUUGUGAUUUCACUUGUAUGCGAUUGCGACUGCGUGAUCUCAGCGUUGCUGUUUUUGUGAGUCUGUCUGUCCUAAAGAACGUCUGAAGGCGAUAUGCAAUGGAAAAUGGAAUUUGGAACGUUUGUACAGUAUACAGGUAUUUGUGUGUCUGGAGUGCCUGCCCACCCAACAAGUUUAAAAUUAAACUACCAAGUCAAUCUGAAAA